GUUCUCCCCGAGCUUCCUUUUGUAAUAUAAAUAUAAAUAAAUAAGGGCCAUGUUUUCCACGGUAAAUUACAAAAUCUACCGCUUCCCUUAUCUCCUUCUCUCUACCUGCUUUUUAGCUCAAUCAGUUAGCAAAUACUCUAACCAGUUGACAGUUUAUUAAAUUCUGUUUGCUUGUUUGUUGGCACUCAUCAAAUGGAGCAACAGCAGCAACUGCAGAGAAGUCCAUCAGGGAGUCCAAGCCCUAGAUCUCCGUCAUCGCAGCCUUAUUUAUCGGUUUCGGUGACUGAUCCUGUAAAAUUAGGGAAUGGCGUCCAGGGUUACAUCUCUUAUCGCGUUAUCACCAAGACAAAUUUACCGGAAUACCAAGGGCACGAAAAGAUUGUGAUUCGGCGGUACAGCGAUUUUGAUUGGUUGCGUGAUCGGCUUUUCCACAAUUACAAAGGUGUAUUUAUCCCUCCUCUUCCAGAAAAGAGCGCUGUAGAAAAGUUUCGGUUUAGUGCUGAAUUUAUUGAGAUGAGGAGACAAGGGCUGGAUAUAUUUGUCAAUAGGAUAGCUUCGCAUCAAGAGCUUCAGCAUAGUGAGGAUUUAAGGACCUUUUUGCAGGCUGAUGAGGAGACCAUGGAAAGAUUAAGAUCUCAAGAGACUGGUAUGUUUAAGAAGAAACCUGCUGAUUUGAUGCAAAUUUUCAAGGACGCGCAAUCUAAAGUGAGUGACAUUGUUCUUGGGAAGGAAAAACCUGUUGAAGAAUCGAAUCUUGAAUAUGAAAAGCUAAAACAUUACAUCUUUGAGCUUGAAAACCACUUGGCUGAAGCUCAGAAGCAUGCGCAUCGUCUUGUAAAGCGACAUAGAGAAUUGGGGCAAUCGCUAUCAGAUUUCAGUAAGGCAGUAAAACUCCUUGGUGCUUGUGAAGGAGAUGCCCUAGGAAAGGCAUUUUCUGAGCUUGGGACUAAAUCAGAGGCAUUAUCAGUUAAGCUUCAGAAGGAGGCCCAUCAACUCUUAAUGAAUUUUGAAGAACCAUUGAAAGAUUAUGUCCGUGCUGUUCAAUCUAUUAAGGCUACCAUAGCUGAGCGGGCCAAUGUCUUCAGGCAUCAGUGUGAACUGGCUGAAACAAUGAAGUUGAAAGAGAUAAAUCUUGACAAACUUAUGCUAACACGUUCUUAUAAAAUGGGAGAAGCAGAGCAUGAGUACAGGGAGUUGAAAGUGGAAAAUGAGGAAGCAACUAGAAGGUUUGAGACAAUUGUGAGACUGAUGAACGAAGAGAUAGUGCGCUUUCAAGAACAGAAAACAUUGGAUAUGGGGAUUGCUUUCCAUGAAUUUGCAAAAGGACAGGUACGCUUGGCAAAUAGCAUUGCAGAUGCUUGGAGAAGUCUUCUUCCUAAACUUGAAGCAUGUUCCACACAAUGAAUACUGGAAAGUGAGCUCUUGUUCACUUUCUUCAUUCUUAGGAAUGCUAGGACCAAGCUCUUGCUUUGUAAAAACCUUUGUUGAACAUCAUACGGCACUUUUGCAAACUUUUGUUUCUUGUACAAAUUUGAGAUCAAGUGAAGAGCAAAUUAGGAGCGAACACGAAAA
Molecule: messenger RNA, 1572 nt
Organism: Populus trichocarpa (black cottonwood)
Lineage: Eukaryota; Viridiplantae; Streptophyta; Magnoliopsida; Malpighiales; Salicaceae
Product: sorting nexin 1
Exons: 10
Coding region: 193-1404 (403 amino acids)
Cellular component (GO): endosome
Molecular function (GO): phosphatidylinositol binding
Source: RefSeq, a predicted model, not a curated record